Neurospora tetraspora is the source of this 2075-nucleotide messenger RNA. Its product is annotated as major facilitator superfamily domain-containing protein. Gene Ontology annotation, biological process: transmembrane transport. The record is from RefSeq and is a predicted model, not a curated record. Bases 142 to 1968 code for a protein of 608 amino acids. The transcript is spliced from 2 exons. Gene Ontology annotation, cellular component: plasma membrane. NCBI's taxonomy places the organism in Eukaryota, Fungi, Ascomycota, Sordariomycetes, Sordariales, Sordariaceae. Gene Ontology annotation, molecular function: transmembrane transporter activity.
GAGGCUCUAACACAUCUAGUUCACUUUCCCUUUUUUGGCAGUCGAUCACUUCGUGUAUACAUUAUAUCCUCUUUGUCGUUGUUGUAUUAGCCUCUACCUAUUCGAACAUACUCCCUAAUACCGGCCUAACCAUCAGUCAUCAUGGCUGCCGGCACACCACAGUCCUCGGGGUCAUCGACGCCGAUGGCAAUGGAUAUCGAAUCUCAAAACACCCAAGUCAGCAGAGUUUCGCAUUGGUACCUCCUACUCAAUCCUGGCGGCGUCACCGAUGCCGUCCGCAACCACCACUAUGAGGGCGAGGGCACACACGAGAAGCCCUACAUCGUCGACUUCUUACCCGUCGACGGACACAACGCCAUGCAAUAUCCCAACUGGAAGAAGUGGACCAUCACCAUCCUACAAGCCGUUGCCACCUUGGCCGUUGCCUUCGUCAGUACCGCGUUUUCUGGAGGCAUCAGGGAGAUCAUCAUUGGGUUCGGGGUCAGCACAGAGGUCGCCAUCUUGGGUGUUUCUCUUUUCGUCCUUGGUUUCGCCGUCGGACCGGUACUAUGGGCGCCCCUCAGCGAGUUUUACGGUCGCCAGAUUCUCUUCUUCCUCACCUACAUGGCCUUGACAGCAUUCAACGCUGGCGCUGCUGGUGCCCAGAACAUCGGGACCCUCAUCGUCCUUCGAUUUCUCGCCGGUACCUUUGGUGCCUCGCCCUUGACCAACUCGGGUGGUGUUAUUGCUGACAUGUUUACUGCCAAGGAGCGUGGUAUUGCUUCCGGUGUCUUCGCCAUGGCUCCCUUCCUGGGUCCCUCGAUCGGCCCCAUUGUCGGUGGCUUUUUGGGACAAGCCGAGGGCUGGCGCUGGGUUGAAGGUGUUAUGGCCAUCUUUACCGGCGUCCUCUGGAUUGCCUGCUCCCUCACUGUCCCCGAGACCUACGCCCCCGUUAUCCUCCGUCGCCGUGCCAAGAACCUUACCAAGGAGACCGGCAAACUCUACGUCUCCCGCCUCGACCUGCAAACUCGCCACCAAAGCUUCGGACAACAGAUCAAGAUCUCGCUCCUUCGCCCCUGGAUCUUGCUCUUCACCGAGCCCAUCGUCCUUCUCACCUCGCUUUACAUGGCCAUCGUCUACGGCACCCUCUACAUGAUGUUCGCCGCCUUCCCCAUCGUCUUCCAGCAGAUCCGCGGCUGGAGCCCUGGCAUCGGCGGCCUCGCCUUCGUCGGUGUCGCCGUCGGCAUGAUGCUCUCGGUCGGCUACUCCAUGUUCGACAACAAGCGCUACGCGCGCGUCGCCGACAAGCACGGCGGCAUGGCGCCUCCAGAGGCACGCCUGCCCCUCGCCAUCGUCGGCUCCAUCCUCCUGCCCGUCGGUCUCUUCUGGUUCGCGUGGACCAAUGGCCCCGAAGUGCACUGGAUCGUGCCCAUCAUUGCGUCCGGCUUCUUCGCCGGCGGCCUGGUCAUGGUCUUCCUCAGUCUCAUGGGCUACCUGAUCGACUCGUACACCAUUUUCGCCGCCUCCGUGCUGGCCGCCAACUCGGUUCUCCGCUCCCUCUUCGGCGCCGCCUUCCCGCUCUUCACCACCUACAUGUAUAAAAACCUCGGCAUCCACUGGGCUUCGACCAUCCCUGCCUUUUUGGCGCUCGCUUGUGUGCCGUUCCCCUUCCUCUUCUGGAAGUAUGGCCACUUGGUCAGGAUGAAGUGCAAGUACGCUGCUGAGGCGGCGCAGGCGCUCGCGAAGAUGAUGGCGGCUGCCAAGACGAGACAGGAGCAGCAAGAGGGCAGGAGCGGAGCUGCUGCACAGCAGCAGCCGCAGGUUGCUGUUCCUGCCGGUGUCGCGGAGGAGAACGAGGAGGUGUUGGAGACGAAGGAGGCUUAUGCCAAAAUCCCUGUGAUGUUGGUCAUGAGCGAUGAUGAGAGGACGGUAAACGGGUCGGGGAAUACGACGGAAAUGGAGGAGGAGAAGGGUGAGAAGAGGGUUUGAGUUUGAGUGGAGGGACACUGACUUCUUGAUCUCCUCCACCUCACAUCCUCCCAUCAUCUCAUCUCAUCUCAUUUCAUCUCAUCCCCUUUUUAACCUCACUUCACUUC